CAGCUGGACGGCAGCCCUUCUUCGCCACCACUCCAUCCAUGGUAAGUGAAACACAGCACGCACAGAGAGACAGACAGAAAGACAGACCUCCCUGCAUCUUGGAUGAAUGGACGGGUGCAUCUGUCUGUCUGUGUGUGCGAUGUGUUUAUGAAUGCGUUCAGGUCGCGUGUGACCCAUCAUGUCUACGACAGACACCCUGUGGCUCGGCCGCGACGGCAAGCCCAGCACCACUGAGCCCCCCUCUGGCGCCCAGACUCCCCUCGUCCACCGUGACAUCCCUCCGACCCCUGCGGUCAGCGCGUUGGUCAGGUCUCCUGGCCAACUGCUCCCCCGUGGUCGGUCUGCCGGCCAUGCCAGCCGACGCAUCAUCGGAUGCUGCGCCGCCGCCGCCGCCGAUCGAGGCCAAAGUGGAGGUGCUCGAAAUCGACGGAGAGAGGGUUGGCCAGGCGGCCCUGGCCAAGCGCACUGACGGGCUGGAGGACGAGGACCCCUUGUCGGUGAGUGUCGCCGACAAUGACGAAGACUCGUCUCAACCGCCAGAGGGCGACGCGCCGGAGGGCGCCGAAAAGAGGAGAGAGGGGACGAAAGAUACACAAGGGUCGGCUGCGGCAUCGUCAGCUCCCUUUGGCGAUCCCUCCACCCAGCGGAGGCAACAUCUUCGGUUUCUCGGGUGCGUUCGGCAAGGUGCCAGCCGCGCUACCUGAGAAGGCGGGCGGCAGAGGUGGC
Vitrella brassicaformis is the source of this 726-nucleotide messenger RNA. The record is from the annotation of a GenBank genome assembly. Lineage: Eukaryota; Vitrellaceae.